Penicillium vulpinum is the source of this 2160-nucleotide messenger RNA. Its product is annotated as transcriptional regulator family TF. NCBI's taxonomy places the organism in Eukaryota, Fungi, Ascomycota, Eurotiomycetes, Eurotiales, Aspergillaceae. Gene Ontology annotation, molecular function: DNA-binding transcription factor activity, RNA polymerase II-specific; DNA binding; zinc ion binding. The transcript is spliced from 4 exons. Gene Ontology annotation, biological process: regulation of DNA-templated transcription; DNA-templated transcription. Bases 1 to 2160 code for a protein of 719 amino acids. Gene Ontology annotation, cellular component: nucleus. The record is from RefSeq and is a predicted model, not a curated record.
AUGGAUCCUCCGCCCGCUGAUGAACCUAACCUCCAACCGGCUCCUUUCAAUCGCCGGAGCAAACCCCAGCUCUCCUGUAAUUUAUGUCGUCGGAGGAAGCUCCGAUGCGAUCGCAAACAACCCUGUUCAACAUGCACCACUCGUGGAUUGGCGCUUUCGUGUGCCUAUCCAAGCAAUCAGGCCUCACAAUCGCCUCGGCCACAUGGGACCAAUAGGGGUCGCCCUCAAGCAACCGUUCAGGACCGCCUGGGUCAGUUGGAGCAGAUUGUCGUCUCACUAAUGCAGAAGACCACCUCCGAUGGCCAAGACCCCCCAGACCAGUAUCCCGUCGCAUCGGUUACCCAGGAUCAGCCCCGGGAAGGCUCGCCGGAAGGGAUCAUCAGCCCUGAAGAUUCUCCGGGGCAGUCUGACGGCGGAAGCGUAUGGUUUAGCUCUUCAGAUGCCCAGUAUGUUGGAGGAACUCAUUGGGCCGCCAUAUUGGAUGGGAUCGCCGACAUUAAGGAGCAACUUGAACGGGAAGACGAUGGAAAGAUUGAAAAGCCUGCUAUGCUGCAUACUUUCCUCCUGUAUGGAAGUAAAUCAGCGAGUAAAGAAGAUAUUUUGGCAGCUCUGCCUGAUAGACCAGCUGUCGAUCGCUACAUUUCUCAGUAUUUUAAUCGAUUGGACUUGGCGCCAUCCUGUCUGCACAGUGGUCAAUUUUCACGUGAGUAUGAGCGGUUUUGGGAGAACCCAUCUCAGACCUCGAUCAUAUGGCUGGGUCUUCUUUUCUCUAUGAUAUGUCUCGCGGUGCUGGCUUCAAGUGCAGCAGACUCCAGCUCAUCUUCCGGAGAUCGCGAUCCAUUGGUGGAUAUGUACCGCGAAAAGAUAGUACAAUGUCUUAUUCUGGGCGAGUACACCAAAUCCGGGCGCUACGUCUUCGAAACUCUUUACCACUACUUGACUAUCGAGUAUUCCAUCCGGAAGGAUGCUGAUCGGGACAUCUGGAUAAUUUCCGGAAUCUCAGUCAAUAUAGCCCUGCGUAUGGGGUACCACCGGGAUCCUUCGCACUUGCCGGGGAUAUCCCCAUUUGCAGGAGAGAUGCGCCGGCGGGCAUGGGCCACCAUCCUGCAGGGGGAUAUCCUGAUCUCCACCCAGAUGGGCAUGCCACGAAUGAUCAAGGAUUGGCAAUGUGACACCAUAGAACCCCGCAAUCUGAAUGACUCGGACUUUGAUGAGGAUUGCCUCGAGCUUCCCCCAUCUAGGUCAGAGACCGAGAUCACCACGGUUUCACAUAUUGUUGCUCGGCGUCGUAUCUUUGCCGCCUUAGGUGUGAUCGUCGAUUUUACUGCCUCGGUGCGACCAGUGGUCUACGACGAGGUAAUGCGACUAGAUCGCAUUCUGCAUGAUGCGGAGGCGACUGUCCCCGGUUAUCUCCGCAUGAAGGCCAUGGCGGCGGCGGUGACUGAUCCCCCGCAAGUGAUUAUGCAUCGUCUUUUCCUCAGACUGAUGUUCCACAAGGGACAGAUCAUGUUACACUGCAAGUAUUUAAGCCCCGACCUAGCCUCAUAUUCCGAUGGUCAGACAUCAUAUUCCUACUCGCGCACCUCUUGCAUAGAGGCAGCCUUAGGUAUUUUAGAGAUCCAGGGAAUAUGCGACGAGGAAACUAGCCCGGAUGGCCAGCUUUAUAUGAUACGAUGGCGAGCUUCCUCAUUCAUGAAGCAUGAGUUUCUGACAGCUACCAUGCUACUGUGCUUUCUUGCGCGACAGAGACACAGUAGCUCAGACACUCUUACCGAUGGCCACAACUUGGACCAAAUUAUGGGAGCGCUAACAAGAGCACACGGUAUCUGGAUGCGAUCAAGGAAUUCAUCGGCAGAAGCAAAGACAGCAGCAGAUACUCUUGGCAUUAUUUUGGCUCAACGUUCGGGUGAUUGUAAUAUAGGCGCAGAGUGCCAGGGUAUAAACACUGAUUUUGCCCUAAAUUCAGGUCAGUUAGCCGUCAUUUCCCCCUCUAUCCUUACUUACGAUGUAUCAGAUCUACCUAUGCCCUUUCCCACCGGUGGAAUCAAUGGAAAUGGUCUCGAGGAGAACCUGUAUUAUGGAUUCCCUUUCAUGGGCUCUAGUCAGAUGUUCCCAGGCUCAGGCAUGAUGAUGGAUCCGAACUUCGCAUGGCAAUGGUAG